Esox lucius (northern pike) is the source of this 7653-nucleotide messenger RNA. RefSeq names its product disco-interacting protein 2 homolog Bb (gene dip2bb). NCBI's taxonomy places the organism in Eukaryota, Metazoa, Chordata, Actinopteri, Esociformes, Esocidae. The coding region runs from base 141 to 5084 and encodes 1647 amino acids. The transcript has 40 exons. The record is from RefSeq and is a predicted model, not a curated record.
UCGCUCACAGUUAUGGCGGUGUCAGGGAGUCGCAAGGAUGGAGUACAGUCCAAAUUUUAAUUUCUGCUUUUAUCGUUGACUCAGAAAAGUGUCACCACGUUUUCUUUCUUUACAUAUUAAUCUGCAUUAUUACUGCAACUAUGGCGGACCGAGGCGUGGAUAUGUCAGCAUUACCAAAAGAGGUCAAGGACCAAUUGGCUGAGUUGGAUUUGGAGCUGUCCGAAGGUGAUAUCACACAGAAGGGAUAUGAGAAGAAAAGGACUAAACUUCUGCUUCCCUUUUAUGUUCAAACACCAGUGGAAACUCCGCCUCCUGCCUAUGACGCACAGGCUCCAGGUCCUAGCAACGCCUCCGGUUCCACUCAUGCCAAUGCCCAAACUCAGGCUCCUCCCCCUAGCUCCUCUUCCCGCUACCGUGAGCACCGUUCCCGACGACCACAUCGCAGUGGAGGGACCAGGGAUGACCGCUACCGGUCAGAUAUCCACACAGAGGCUGUGCAGGCUGCAUUGGCCAAACACAAGGAAGAGAAGAUGGCCCUGCCCAUGCCCACCAAACGCCGCUCCACUUACGUCCAGUCACCCAUCAACAACUGUACCCCUCCAGACUCCUCUUCAGGUUCAGAGGAUGAAGGUGCUUUGCGGAGGCAGACAUCGGUGGGGGCUGAUCUGGGGGCUCCAGCCCCUACCUCUCUGCUGCAGCCCCCCAGUCUGCAGAGCCCCGACUCCUGGAUAAACCGCUCAGUCCAAGGAUCCUCCACCUCGUCCUCUGCCUCUUCCACCCUGUCCCACGGGGAGGGCAAGCCCCAAGCCCAGUCUCAACCCCCGCAGCCCCAGCCCCAAGCCCAACCCCAGUACAAGCCGCAGUACCAGCCCCAGUACCAGCCCCAGUACCAGCCCCAGUAUCAGCCUCUACAGUCACAGCAGACAGUCAUAGCUGACAUGUUGGCUAACGCACGCAUCGUCCCUUCAGAGAACAGCGGACCCCCUCCAGAUGUGACGGCAUUGGCCCCCCAAGCCAGGGGCUCCACUCAGGUGGACCGGCCCAACAACCCUCCCGUGGUCCGGGGGAUGAGCCGUGGACAGAGCCGCUCCAGCAUGAUGGAGACAGCCGAUGGUAACAGAAGAGGUGUCCCGGUCAACAGCAGGGUGUCCACAAAGAUCCAGCAGCUGCUCAACACCUUGAAGAGGCCCAAGAGGCCCCCCCUCAGUGAGUUCUUCAUGGAUGACCAGGAAGAGAUUGUAGAAGUGCCACAGGUGGACCCAAACACCCCACGGCCAGAGGGCCGUCAGAUAAUCCCUGUGAAGGGGGAGCCCCUGGGGGUGGUCAGCAACUGGCCCCCGGCCCUCCAGGCUGCCCUGGCUCGCUGGGGAGCCACACAGGGCAAGAGCCCAGCCCUCACAGCCCUGGACAUCACUGGCAAACCCCUCUACACACUAACCUACGGGAAGCUGUGGAGCCGUAGUGUGAAGCUGGCCUACACCCUCCUCAACAAACUGGGCCCCAAGAAUGAACAGAUCCUGAAGCCUGGAGACAGGGUGGCUUUGGUGUACCCUAACAGUGACCCUGGGAUGUUCUGGGUGGCUUUUUAUGGCUGCCUGUUGGCUGAGGUCAUCCCUGUCCCUAUCGAGGUACCACUGUCACGCAAGGAUGCUGGCAGUAGUCAGGUGGGCUUCCUUCUGGGCAGCUGUGGUGUGGGUCUAGCUCUGACCAGUGAGAUCUGUCUGAAGGGACUGCCCAAGACACCAACUGGAGAGAUACUACAGUUCAAAGGCUGGCCUCGGCUAAAGUGGGUAGUGACAGACUCCAAGUACCUCACGAAACCUGGCAAGGACUGGCAGCCCCACAUCCCAACAGCAAACACUGAGCCGGCAUACAUAGAGUACAAGGCUAGUAAGGAGGGCACAGUGAUGGGCGUGGCUGUGGCUAAGGUGGCCAUGUUGACCCAUUGCCAAGCACUGACCCAGGCCUGCAACUACUGUGAGGGUGAGACACUAGUGAACGUUUUGGACUUUAAAAAGGACAUGGGCCUGUGGCAUGGAGUUCUCACGAGUGUGAUGAACAGGAUCCACACCAUCAGUGUUCCCUAUGCUGUGAUGAAGGCCUGCCCUCUCUCCUGGGUUCAGAGGGUCCACAUACACAAAGCGCGCGUUGCUUUGGUGAAGUGCCGUGACCUGCAUUGGGCCAUGAUGGCACACAGGGACCAGAGAGACACCAGCCUGGCAUCGCUGCGCAUGCUCGUCGUAGCAGACGGCGCCAACCCCUGGUCGGUGUCGUCCUGUGAUGCCUUCCUCAACAUGUUCCAGAGCCAUGGCCUGAAGCCAGAGGCCAUCUGCCCCUGUGCCACCUCCCCUGAGGCCAUGACGGUGGCGAUCCGCAGGCCAGGGGUGCCGGGAACGCCUCUCCCAGCCCGGGCCAUCCUCUCCAUGGGUGGUCUGAGUCACGGGGUCAUCAGGGUCAACACAGAGGACAAGAACUCUGCCCUCACUGUGCAGGAUGUGGGACACGUUAUGCCUGGAGCUCUGAUGUGUAUAGUGAAGCCGGACGGUCCCCCACAGUUGUGUAAGACAGAUGAGAUUGGGGAGAUUGUGGUGAACUCACGCGCUGGGGGCAACAUGUACUACGGCCUUCCGGGAGUCACCAAGAACACCUUCGAGGUGAUACCUGUCAAUGCUCUAGGUGCGCCAAUUGGAGAGAUCCCCUUUGUAAGAUCUGGACUCCUAGGGUUUGUGGGACCCGGCAGCCUGAUAUUUGUGGUGGGGAAGAAUGAAGGGCUGCUGAUGGUGAGUGGGAGGAGACACAAUGCUGAUGACCUGGUGGCCACUGCCCUGGCCGUGGAGCCUGUGAAGACUGUGUACCGUGGGAGGAUUACAGUGUUCUCUGUCACAGUGUUCUAUGAUGAGAGGAUAGUGAUUGUGGCAGAGCAGAGGCCAGAUGCCAGUGAGGAGGACAGCUUCCAGUGGAUGAGCAGAGUAUUGCAGGCCAUUGACAGUAUUCACCAGGUGGGUCUGUACUGCCUGGCCCUGGUGCCUGCCAACACCUUACCCAAGACCCCCCUGGGAGGCAUCCACAUCUCAGAGACCAAGCAGCACUUCCUGGAUGGCAACCUGCAUCCCUGCAACAUCCUCAUGUGUCCCCACACCUGUGUGACCAACCUCCCCAAACCACGGCAGAAACAGCCAGUGGGCGUGGGACCGGCCUCCAUCAUGGUGGGGAACCUGGUAGCGGGGAAGAGGAUAGCCCAGGCAGCAGGCAGGGAUCUAGGCAUGAUUGAGGACCAGGACCUGGUCAGGAAGCUCUGUAUGUGGCCCACUAUGAUGCACCAGUUCCUGUCCGAGGCUCUGCAGUGGAGGGCCCAGACGGACCCAGACCACUGCCUCUAUGUGCUGCUUAACGCAAAGGGGGUGGCCGUGUGCACGGCCACGUGCGUGCAGCUGCAUAAGCGGGCGGAGAAGAUAGCGGCGGCGCUCACCGAGAAAGGCAGCAUCAACACCGGAGACAACGUGGUGCUGCUCUACCCGCCCGGCAUCGAUCUGAUAGCGUCCUUCUACGGCUGUCUGUACGCUGGCUGCGUUCCCGUCACUGUCAGGCCUCCUCACCCGCAGAACCUGGCAGCCACGCUGCCCACUGUCCGCAUGAUCAUUGACGUCAGUAAAGCUGCGUGUAUCCUCACCACCCAGAACCUCAUGAGGAUCCUGCGCUCCAAAGAAGCCGCCGCCACUGUGAACAUUAAAACAUGGCCGACAAUCGUAGACACAGAUGACCUCCCUCGCCGCAGGCCCCCCACCAUCUACAAGCCCCCCACGGCGGAGAUGAUCGCCUACCUGGACUUUAGUGUGUCCACGACGGGCAUGCUGACUGGGGUCAAGAUCUCCCACGCGGCGGUCAGUGCUCUGUGUCGCUCCAUCAAGCUGCAGUGUGAGCUCUACUCCUCACGCCAAAUCGCCAUCUGCCUGGACCCGUACUGUGGCCUGGGCUUCGUACUGUGGUGCCUCGCAAGUGUGUACUCAGGCCACCAGUCCAUCCUGAUACCUCCUCUGGAGCUGGAGAGCUGUCUGCCUCUGUGGCUGAGCACCCUGAGCCAGUACCGCAUCCGAGACACCUUCUGCUCCUACUCUGUCAUGGAGCUCUGCACCAAGGGAAUAGGCACGCAGACAGAAAUACUCAAAUCACGGGGACUGAACCUGUCGUGUGUGCGGAGCUGCGUGGUGAUAGCGGAGGAGCGUCCUCGUCUGGCCCUCACCAUGUCCUUCUCCAAGCUGUUUAAGGACCUGGGUCUGUCCCCCCGCGCUGUCAGCACGGCCUUCGGAUCCAGGGUCAACCUGGCCAUCUGCUUGCAGGGAACCACUGGACCAGAUCCCUCCACUGUGUAUGUGGACAUGAAGUCCCUCCGCCAUGACAGAGUGAGGUUGGUGGAGAGAGGAGCACCUCAGAGCCUCCCUCUGAUGGAGUCUGGCAAAAUCUUACCAGGAGUCAGAGUAAUCAUUGUAAACCCAGAGACCAGAGGACCUCUAGGAGAUUCCCAUCUAGGAGAGAUCUGGAUCAACAGCCCUCACAGUGCCAGUGGCUACUAUACCAUCUAUGGAGAGGAGAGCCUGCAGGCUGACCACUUCAACACCAAGCUCAGCUUCGGAGACCCCACCACCCUGUGGGCCAGGACUGGCUAUCUGGGCUUUGUCAAGAGGACAGAGCUAUUGGAUGCCGCUGGAGAUCGUCAUGACGCCCUGUUUGUGGUGGGUUCCCUGGAUGAGACCCUGGAGCUGAGGGGUCUGCGGUACCACCCCAUCGACAUCGAGACCUCUGUGUCCCGGGCACAUCGCAGCAUUGCAGAGAGCGCUGUGUUCACGUGGACCAACCUACUGGUGGUGGUGGCUGAGCUCUGUGGCUCAGAGCAGGAUGCCCUGGACCUGGUGCCCCUGGUGACCAACGUGGUACUGGAGGAGCACCACCUCAUUGUGGGUGUGGUGGUCAUUGUUGACCCGGGGGUCAUACCCAUCAACUCUAGGGGGGAGAAACAACGCAUGCACCUCCGGGACUCCUUCCUGGCUGACCAGCUAGACCCAAUCUAUGUGGCCUACAAUAUGUAAAGUUCCUGUGGAAUGGGCUAGUCAUCUUAUAGUGGAAGAGAUUUGGGCUGUUGGAGUUUGGAAAAACCAUCUACACAAACAACAAUGCAUGGUACCACAAUGGACAACAGGGGAGGAUUGGCUGGCUGCACUGUACUGUUAUGUAACUGAUCGUCUGGGGCAACCACUGCCCAUUUUGGGGGUGGGGUGUUGUUCAGAUCUUAGGUUUAUUGUUUUUCAGUUCUGUUCAGUUACUUGAGUGGCUCUGUCAUGUUUUGAGACGUACACUGUGUUGUAAAAUAUGUAUUCAUCUCCUGGACAGAGUCACAGAGUCUACAUACCUAACGCAGCUUUUCAACUGGAACAGCUAGGGAACUCUACUCUCAUCACACUCCCUACAAUCCUAGUGCCCAAUUACACAACACCUCAAAAGCCUGACUGGCCCUCUAUUUGCACAGAGUGCCAGAGAAUAUUAAGGUGCUGAAGUCAAUGUUAACUCUCCCCACUACUCCAGGAUCCAAUCACCUGGGGACGUUGUCAAGGGCCAAGACUUCCUUUCUCUGCUGGCAUUUUUCAUGGGGUUAAUAUACAAAAUACAUCCAUUAUUACUGGCUUUUCUCCCAAAACUCUCCAGGUCUUACCCAGUACCAGUGUUGUUUUUGUCUCCUUUGACCAAUUCUGAAACGCCACAUUUUCGCUGUAUGUACUCAAAACUUGUACACAUUCGCACAAACUCCCCCUAUGCUUGCUUCGCCCUGUAGCGACAUCCUAUUUGUGCACUUUGAGGCAAGGGGUUAUUAAGGAUAUGGGAAAGCAUGUUAGAUCACAGAGCAAUCAGUAGUCAUAGAAGACAUUACACCAGUCGGUUGUCAUGUACUGGCCUUACAUCACAUAUUUAUUGCUUGAAGUUGUAUGAGGCAAAAUAUGAAAUGAAACACAUUCUCAUCUUUCUUGAAAUAGUUUUACUUCUUGCCUUAUUACAAAUUGCCCAUUAUAUAUUCCUACAUUUAGUUUUUCUCCUUGACUGUUUGUUCAUUUUCUAAGUGUGUUUUUAGAGUGGGAAUCCUGUUUGGUGUAGAAGCUAGAGGCCCUACUGUACAGUACGUAUCAAGGCAUCUGUAUUUUAGAUAUACUGUAAUGUAUAGAUAUUAUUUUAAAAUAAUAUGUAUAAAUGUAAAAAAAAAAAAAAUCUACUAAUGGUUUUCUGGAUUACUAACCUGGUAGAGAGCAGAUGAUUGAAAAAUAAUAUUGUAUAUAAGAAUUUAAAGAUUCUGUAGGAAAAGUCUUUCUAAAGACUAGAAAGACUUUGAUCUAGCACUUUCUCCAAAAAGUAUCUAUUUUUUUCAUAAUUCAAUUAUGCACAUUCCUCAUGUUCAAGGAGCAUAUUAAUUACGAGGAAUAAUUUUUGACUAAUGAGAAUUUGCUGGGGAUUAACAGUAAGGAAACAGCUAAUAAUACCAGGGGUUUUCUCUGUCAGGUCACAUCCGGCUUAAAGAACUAUGAAGAACAAUGCCACCAUAAAAAAUGUUGUCAGGGAUUUUACAGUCCGGGAAAGGGUAGGGGUCUAUCCCAUUUCAAUUCCAGUAAAUUCUGAUUAAACAGCAAAACCAUUAAAUUACAAGUAAAAAAUUUCCCAAAUGAAAAGCAUUGAAGGGAAUAGGAAUUGAAAGGAAAAUGUACUUCUGAAAUUCACUGGAUUUAACCCCUAGUCAGGGAUUAGUCCUGACCCCAAACAGAGAUUGGUUGGAUGUUCUUAGUUUUGAUACUCAGAUCUUAGGGAGAAUUAUGAAACCAAUAUUAUGACUGUUGUUUUAUGACAUAUAUAGCUCUUAUUUCCUAUGAAUCACUGAUCAAUGUGAUUAGAUGCAGGAAACUUUUCACUAACUCCAAAGCUAAGUGAUGUCAGCAAGAAAAAAGGGCAAUGCAACAUUGCGCAUACAAAAAGGACUUUCAGGGCCCCAAAAAGCAAAAUAGCCAUAUGUACUAUUUAAUGUAACAUAAAAUUCACCACGUUAUCAAAGUGGUUAUGUUUGAAAAUGGAAUAACACUACUUUAAAUCACUGGAACCUGCUUUUUCCAUGUAAACUUCAGUUGCACACCUGAGCCAAUCAUUUUGUUUCAAUCAACGGGGGUGUAUUUUAUCCAAAAGAACAGUUAGGCACAGUCCUGUGGAUGAAACAGGAGGACAACAUCCACCAGUUCAUGUCUACAUCUACAGUUAUGGUGUUCCUGUCCUCCCCACACAAUGUUUUAGCACACUGAAAAUGUUUUUCACCCAUUGUUACUAUAUUGUAUGCUCCUUCCUGUCUGUGAAAUUAUAUUGCCACUUAAAAAAAUGUUUUGACUCCUCUGGAAGUCCAUGAUAUAGUAUGUAUUAUUAUUUUUGAACAUGUAAAUAGUUGGUUUUGUUGUUUUCGGUCUCCAUCUUACAGUAGGUAUGAAUGUUGUAACAGUCAUAUUCAACACUACAGAUAAAAAGUUUGAAAGGAUGAAUUUUAUUUUGUAAUAAGAUAUAAACAGUAACUACAGUGGGAAGAACAAGUAUUUAAUAACUUGCAAAAUCAGCAGGUUUUCCCACUUACAAAACAUG